Messenger RNA from Paramecium sonneborni, 678 nucleotides. The record is from the annotation of a GenBank genome assembly. NCBI's taxonomy places the organism in Eukaryota, Ciliophora, Oligohymenophorea, Peniculida, Parameciidae.
AUGCAUAACUAUUCUUCUUUGACAAAGAAUUAAAUUUAGCGAUUAGAAGAAAAAUAUUACAUUAUUCUUGCUGAUAAUUCUAAAAUAUCAAAUUCAAAAGUUUAGGAUGUAAUUGAAACUUCAACUAAUGAUCCAUAAUUAGAUUAAUAAUGGAAUUAAGAUUAUUGUAAUGUGAAGAAUUCUUUUACUACUUAUCAAAACUUGUAUUAUAUUAAUUAACUUAAGCUUUUUGGAGAGAUUUAAAAUUGUAAUGUUAGGUAUAAUAACAACAUUUGUUUUAAGAGCACUUAUUGUUUUCAAUAAAUAAGACUUGUCUAAAGUUGAUAUAUUCUCAUUAAUUGCAUUAAUUAGUAGGUAAUUAAUUAAUAAUUUAGCUAUUCCUUCUUAAUCAUAUCAAUUAAAGCUUUGCAACUCAGAGAAAAGAAAUAAAAAUAAAUUAUUAAAUUGCACAACGUCACAAGUAUAAUUGCAUUGAUAUUUAUUAUUUUUUGUAAUAUUUGUAUGUUCCUUUCAAAAAAUUAAGACAGUUAAAAGUAUAUUGAUUUAAAAUAAAUUAGAACUUUGGUUUUAUCCUGUUUUCUAGCUACUGAUGUCUUGAUUUAUAACUGGACCUAUUUAGAAUAAAGAUAUAGCAAAAGAUUGAUAAAAUUAUUAAUGAAAAUUAAAGAACAUUUAUGA